Messenger RNA from Vanrija pseudolonga, 4298 nucleotides. It is a transcript of the gene pmc1, whose product is annotated as Calcium-transporting ATPase 2. The record is from RefSeq and is a predicted model, not a curated record. The transcript is spliced from 2 exons. Bases 1 to 4179 code for a protein of 1392 amino acids. Lineage: Eukaryota; Fungi; Basidiomycota; Tremellomycetes; Trichosporonales; Trichosporonaceae. Gene Ontology annotation, biological process: intracellular calcium ion homeostasis; calcium ion transmembrane transport. Gene Ontology annotation, molecular function: P-type calcium transporter activity; ATP binding; ATP hydrolysis activity. Gene Ontology annotation, cellular component: plasma membrane; intracellular membrane-bounded organelle.
AUGGCACCUUCCCCGCCCCUCAUCAUCACCACCGACCUCGACGGGCCGCCCCCCGCCCCGGUCACCGCAUCGCCUUCCACCCCGUCAAGACAUAGACGCCAACAAUCCGAAGUCAGCGACCCCGGCCACCUCUCCCCAUCGCACGCUACUGGCGGCCCAUGGACCCCAGGCCACUCGCCCUCGCCUAGCGCGUCUUCGGUCCUCACCCCGCCGUCGCCCACGUUAACCAGCACCUCGAGCGUCCACUUUUCAGAAGAGUUACCCACCCCGAGCUCUGAUGUUGGUGGCAGCAUUGCCCGUGUCGCUGGCGACAAUGAGCUCCUCGCCCCCAUUGGCGAGCACGGCGACGCCUCCAGCCCUUCGACCCCGACCCACAAGAAGAACUGGAGCGUCGGCACCUGGUCGUCGCGCGACCUCUCCCCUACUGUCACCAACGACACCAGUGUUGAUAAGAAGGAGAAGAAGGACAAGAAGGACAAGGCAAAGAAGCACGAACCUCCCGAGAUGGCCCACCUCGACCCCUCGAAGGACACGACAGACCCCACGCCGUUCCGUGAGAAGCCGUCGACCCUCGCCAUGCUCGUCGACCCCAAGUCGCUCGACGAGUUGGAAAAGAUUGGUGGUGUCAACGGCCUGCUCGAAGGUCUGGGUGUCGACCCGUCAAAGGGUCUGAACACUGCCCCUGUCGCAGGCCAUCCCGACCACGACGGCAGAGCGCCCCGCUCUUCCGGCGAGCUUGCUGCGGGCGGCGGUGCCCAGUACCGCGCGAGCAUCGAAGACAGGCGCAAGGUGUACGGACGCAAUGACCUGCCCGAGCGCAAGAGCAAGAGCUUUUGGCGUCUCAUGUGGGAAGCUUUCCAGGAUAAGAUUCUUAUUCUCCUUACCAUUGUCGCUAUCAUUUCGCUUGCGCUUGGACUGUACCAAGACUUCAAGCCCGGUCCCCAUGAGGUCUUCCACGACGAGGGUUGCCCGCCCGAAGGAUGUCAGAUGCCCAAGGUCGACUGGGUCGAGGGUGUCGCCAUCUGUGUCGCCAUCAUCAUUGUCGUCCUCGUCGGCUCGGUUAACGACUGGCAAAAGGAGCGCCAGUUCAAGAAGCUCAAUGCCAAGCGCGAUGACCGUACCGUCAAGGUCCUCCGCGGCGGCAACGAAAUGGUCAUCAACGUUCAGGAACUCGUCGUCGGCGACAUUGCCCUUGUCGAGCCCGGAGAAGUCAUCCCCGUCGACGGUGUGUUUGUCAGGGGUCACGGCGUCCGGUGCGACGAAUCGGCUGCCACUGGCGAAUCCGAUACGAUCAAAAAGUCGACCUAUGAAGAGUGCCUCGCUGAGCGUGCCAAGCUCGGUGAGGGCAAGACCCUCAAGACCGACUGUUUCAUGCUUUCGGGAUCAAAGGUCCUCGACGGUGUUGGCGAGUAUGUCGUGAUCGCCGUCGGCACCACAUCCUUCAACGGUCGUAUCAUGAUGGCCAUGCGCACCGACACGGAAUCUACGCCUCUGCAGCUCAAGCUCAACCACCUCGCGGGCCUGAUUGCCUGGUUCGGCGGUAUCUCGGGUAUCUUUCUGUUUGUGGCGCUCAUGAUUCGCUUCUUCGUCCAGCUCAAGGGCAUGAAGAGUCCCAGCGAUGACAACUUGCCCGCAACGCCAAACGACAAGGCCAACGUGUUCAUCAACAUUCUCGUCAUUUCAUUCACCCUCGUGGUCGUCGCAGUGCCCGAAGGUCUUCCCCUUGCUGUCACCCUCGCAUUGGCCUUUGCUACGAAACGCAUGACGGCGCAAAACCUUCUGGUCCGAGUCCUUGGCGCAUGCGAGACCAUGGGCCACGCCACGGUCGUGUGCACGGACAAGACGGGUACCCUUACGCAAAACGUCAUGAGCAUUGUCGCUGGUUCGCUCGGCGUCCACGGCAAGUUUGUUCGCAACAUGGACGAGAACAUUGAGCGCUCGAUUGCCGACACCGAGGACCACGACCAGGCCGACUUUUCGUUUGACAUGAACGAGAUGAACGAGGUCGCUUCGCCGGAACUCAAGACGCUCUUCAACGAGGCCAUCUGUGUCAACUCGACGGCUUUCGAGGACGUCAUUGACGGCGAGGAUCAGUUUGUUGGCUCCAAGACCGAGACCGCUCUUCUCCGCUUCGCCAAGGAGCUGGGCUGGGAGAACUACAAAAAGGUCCGCGACUCUGCCGAGAUUGUCCAGAUGAUUCCCUUCUCGUCCGAGCUCAAGGCAAUGGGCGUUGUUGUCAAGACUACGGCCGGCAAGUACCGCCUGUACAUCAAGGGCGCUUCCGAGGUUCUUGCCAAGAACUGCACCCGCUACGUUGUCGUUUCUCCCACCACUGUCCCUGGCAUCGAGACUGCCGCGUUCAACGACGCUACAAAGAACAACAUUGCCAAGACCAUCAUCUUCUACGCCGACCAGACCCUCCGUACCCUCGCCAUUGGCUACCGCGAGUUCGAGUCGUGGCCCCCCAAGGGCACGCCCGAGGGCACUGGCCCCGACCAGGUUCCCUUCACCCUCCUGUCCCGCGACUUGACGCUUAUCGCCGUUGUCGGUAUCGAGGACCCUCUGCGCCCCGGUGUCACCCAGGCCGUUGCCGAGUGCCAGCACGCUGGUGUCGGUGUCAAGAUGGUUACUGGUGACAACGUCCUUACUGCCCGUUCAAUUGCCCGCCAGUGUGGCAUCUUCACUCCCGGCGGCAUCGUCAUGGAAGGCCCUGUCUACAGAAAGCUCUCGGACGCCGACCGCCUCGAGAUCUCGCCCCGUCUUCAGAUCCUUGCCCGUUCGUCGCCCGAGGACAAGAAGCUUCUCGUCAAGACCCUCAAGUCUAUGGGCGAGAUUGUCGGUGUCACUGGUGACGGUACCAACGACGGUCCCGCACUCAAGCUCGCCAAUGUUGGUUUCGCCAUGGGUAUCGCCGGUACUGAGGUUGCCAAGGAGGCUUCCGACAUCAUCCUCAUGGACGACUCGUUUGCAAACAUUGUCGUCGCCGUCAUGUGGGGACGCUGUGUCAACGACUCGGUCAAGAAGUUCCUCCAGUUCCAGCUUUCGGUCAACGUCACUGCGGUUCUCAUCACCUUUAUUUCCGCCGUCUCUUCGGAGAAGGAGAGCUCGGUGCUUACGGCUGUCCAACUGCUGUGGGUCAACCUCAUCAUGGACACGUUUGCUGCUCUUGCUCUUGCCACCGACCCCGCCACCCGCAAGUCGCUUGACCGUCCUCCUGAGCGCAAGAACGCCCCGCUUAUCAACGUCGACAUGAUCAAGAUGAUCAUUAUCCAGGCCAUUUACCAGGUUAUUCUCUGUCUUGUCCUCCACUUCCGUGGCCACGACAUCCUUAACCUCACCCACACGCCCCGCAACGACGCCCGCCUUCGCGCCCUCGUCUUCAACUGCUUCGUCUUCUGUCAGAUUUUCAACAUGAUCAACUGUCGUCGCCUCGACCGCAAGUUUAACAUUUUCGAAGGCAUGUUCAAGAACAUUUGGUUCAUGACCAUCCUUGCCAUCAUGAUUGGUGGUCAGAUCCUCAUCAUGUUUGUUGGUGGUGCCGCCUUCCAGGUGACCCGUAUCACUGCCGCCCACUGGGGUGUUUCGAUCGUCUCCGGCUUCCUGUCCAUCCCCAUUGGUGCCAUUGUGCGCAUUCUGCCGACCAAGCCGUUCGAGAAGGCCCUCAUUGCCCUGCGCGUCUACCCCGACCCCGCCAAGCUCGCCCUUGUCGACCCCGAGGACGUGGACGACGACGAGUCGGACGACGGAUACACGUACAACCCUACUCUGGAGAAGGUUCGCGACAACCUCGCCACGUACGCCCGCUUCCGCGGUGGCCGUAUUCGCGCUUCGGCUGUCGCCAAGGGCUCGAGCUACAAGGCCAUGAAGAAGGAGGGCGUCCAGCUCCAGAACCUCAUGGCCAUGAUCCCCGCCCUCGUCGGUGGUGCCAUUGGUGCCGGCGGGACCUGGGUCAUGCCGACCAACACUGCCGGUCUUGCCAACCCCGCGCGCCACGAGCCGAGCAGAUCCACUGCGGACCUGUACGCGGGCCGUGUCCAGCUGCACCCGGACACGGACCCCAACGACCCCCUAUACGCCAAGUUUGGCCUCGAGCCUCCAUCGCCCUCGGGCUACACGUCGCCCAAGACGCCCCUUGGCCCCGUUUCCCCUUUGGCUUCGCCGGCGAAGCCCAAGCCUUAGACUGUCUCCUGCCCGGAAAGAUAAUGUAUAUUUGACUUUUAUACACGACGACGUGCCCGUGUGCGUCUGCCGGUUGUCCACCACAUAGAGUUUUGGAGAAUGCACUGCAUGAUGAAGCA